AUCCUCUGGAUUCACGUACCUUUCUGAGGUGGGGCAAUAUGGUGAAUCAGUUCCAAUAAAAAAAUACGGUGAAUCGGUAAGAUUCAUUGUUCCUCUUAUACAGACAUGCAAAACACCACCCUGCACGUUUACAAGAACAGAAUGGACAAAUAAAAUUUGCCCCCACUGAUGUUUACAUAUUUAAGCACUGAGCCACUCAUUAUUCUGUGGUGUAUUUUCGACGGUUCAUCCCUCGGCCAUCACAUUUUUUCUCACGUGGGAAUCUUCUAGUUCUUGCGGAUUUGAUUAAAUUUGGGUUGGGGAGUUUCUGUUAUAUGCCCCAUUUCAGUGACAUCAUCCAUUCUGGCAAAAUUCCCUCUAUUCUUGGUUUGAUUCAGCUUUAUAUUCAUGCUCUCUUGCAUUCAAAUUUGCGUAGAUCAUACAAGGUAAUAGCGCCAUUUCUGGAUGGUUUCUCUCUUCUUUCUUUGGUUUUCUCAGGGGAAUAUAUUUUCAGCCAUAUGAGGUAUUUUCCCUAUUUUGCCCUAGGCCUAUAAUGUCACUGGAGGCUCUACAUUGCUGGAGCUUGAUACUUCUCUUUUAUGCCUUUGAUCCUUACAGCAGUCAACCAAACGGGUGCCCUAAAGAUUUGAUGUGGGUUUAAUUUCGAUUUUUUUUUGCUGAAAUCAGUCCCGAGUUUCUUAUAUUUGCCCCAAGUCAUUGUAUUCUGGUUUUGUGAUUUGGCCUUUCACGAGGGUAUAAAAUAUAUCGUUCCUAUUCGGUUCAGUUCAUUGUAAUUUUCUGAUUUCACUGGAGGAUAUUUUAUUUGAUUGCUCACAAGAAAGCUAAACGUUAAUCGUCCCUAUAUUUGCUCUGGCACUCCCUUUUCUCAAUUUUCUGUUAUUCAUUGUCUUUUCCUUCCCCAUUUUCUAAAAUGAUUGUGCAUUUUGAGAACACCUACUCUCCUAUUUCUGGUCUGGCUUCACCUUUUCCAGUCGCAGAGAAGUUUUCUACUCGGGGAAAGAUUCCGAACUUUGCAUCAGCUAAAGGUUUUUCUUACAGGCAUUUGGCAUCUUCGAAGAGGAAUCUGUUACUCUCAUAUGCUAAAACAAAAUCUUUCAAAAACAGAGGGAGGAUCGUUGUAAAUGCACAGAAUGAAGAUCCCAAUAGUGAAGAUCAAAUGUCAGAUGGAGCUAUGCAAGCUACUGUACAACAGAGUAAGAAGGUGCUGGCUAUGCAGAAGGAGCUCCUCAAGCAGAUUGAAGAUCGGAGGAAACUUGUUUCAUCAUUAAAGGAAGCCAAACAAGGGUGGUCCCUUAAGAAGGAUGUAGGUUAUGAGGGAGACCAAGCAUCAGAAAAGAUUGAAGAGGAGUUUAAGGAACAAGUUGGUGAUUCAAAGCGUGCAAAGGAUUCUUCAGAAAGUUUGUCAACAAAAGCUUCUGCAGAAAUUCUUUUUGAAAACCAACCUAACAUCAAGACAUCAGAGGCAAUGGAAUUUUCUAGACAUGCUUCUGCAACAAAAGCUUCAGCGGAAACUGUUUCUGAAAACCAAGCCUUGUCAGAAGUCAUACAUAACAUCAAGGCAUCAGAGGCAGUGGAAUUUGCAGGACAGGCUUCUACACCCUCUCCCUUGAGUGCAUCUAAAAUGGAUUUGUCAACAUCCUCAGCUCUACCUCACACAUUUGUACUAGAAAGUAAUGAUCUGCAGUAUUCUGAGGUUCAACAAGAACCAAAAGCAAAGACUGAUGAGAAAGCAGAAAUCGCAGCAGCACCUAAUGUGGGAGAUGCAAAGCCCCCUCCAUUGGCUGGAACAAAUGUGAUGAAUAUUAUACUUGUAGCUGCAGAGUGUGCUCCUUGGUCUAAAACAGGUGGAUUGGGAGAUGUGGCGGGUGCUCUACCAAAGGCUUUAGCUCGACGUGGACAUAGAGUGAUGGUUGUGGCUCCUCGUUAUGGUGAUUAUCAAGAAGCUACUGAUGCAGGAGUUUGCAAAAGAUAUAAGAUACAUGGGCAGGAUAUGGAAGUUCGAUAUAGCCAGGCUUAUAUCGAUGGUGUGGAUUUUGUAUUUAUCAAUAGUCCCACAUUUCAGGGGUUUCAAAACAACAUCUAUGGGGGAAAUCGAGAGGAUAUUUUGAAGCGUAUGGUCCUUUUUUGCAAAGCUGCAGUUGAGGUUCCUUGGCAUGUACCUUGUGGUGGUGUAUGUUAUGGGGAUGGUAACUUGGUCUUCAUUGCCAACGAUUGGCACACUGCACUUUUACCAGUUUAUCUUCAGGCAUACUAUCGGGAUCAUGGCUUGAUGCAGUAUACCCGAUCUGUCCUAGUGAUCCAUAACCUAGCACAUCAGGGACGUGGGCCAUUGGAUGAUUACAAGUUUCUAGAUUUGCCAGAACACUAUCUUGACAAUUUCAGGCUUUAUGAUCCUGUUGGAGGAGAACACUUGAAUAUUUUCUUGGCUGGACUAAAGACUGCCCAUCGAAUCGUUGCAGUAAGCCAUGGCUAUGCUGGGGAAUGUCAAACAACUGAAGGAGGAUGGGGUUUACAUGAAGUAAUCAAGGAGAAUUCAUGGAAACUAAGAGGAAUUGUGAAUGGAAUUGAUGAUAAGGAAUGGAGUCCAGAAUUAGAUGUCCAUCUCAAGAAUGAUGGUUAUGUUAAUUAUUCUAUAGAAACACUUGAAACUGGCAAGCCUGCAUGUAAAGCUGCAUUGCAAAAAGAGCUUGGUUUGCCUGUGCGCUCUGAUGUGCCAUUGAUAAGCUUCAUUGGCCGUUUAGACCAUCAGAAGGGUGUAGAUAUUAUUGCAGAGGCUAUGCCUUGGAUGGUUGAACAAGAUCUACAGUUAGUGAUGCUAGGUACAGGAAGAGCUGACUUAGAGAACAUGUUACGCUCAUUUGAGGGUCAGUACAGGGAUAAAGUCCGUGGCUGGGUGGGAUUCUCAGUAACAACAGCUCAUCGCAUAACAGCAGGGUCUGACAUUUUGCUAAUGCCAUCAAGAUUUGAGCCAUGUGGUCUGAACCAGCUUUAUGCCAUGCGAUAUGGAACCAUCCCAAUUGUCCAUGCUGUAGGGGGUCUGAGAGACACUGUGAAAGCUUUUGAUCCAUUCUCAGAGACUGGUCUUGGCUGGACUAUUGAUCGUGCAGAAUCAUCGUGUUUGAUCCAUUCUCUUGGUAAUGCAUUAUGGACAUAUCGCGACUUUAAGGAAAGCUGGCUUGGAAUUCAAAAACGUGGAAUGAGUCAAGACCUUAGCUGGGACAAUGCUGCACAGCAAUAUGAGGAGGUUCUUUUAGCUGCAAAAUAUCAAUGGUGAUUUAAUCUUGUUACAGUGUAUUUUUUAAGAUAUCAUGGCACCGAUAUGAUUAUUACCAUGAAAAGCAUGCCUACAUCUUUGAGCUUUAACAACACUUUCCAUAUCUUCACCACAAAGUAAGCUCCAUUGUAAAUAUUUGAAACGCAAUAGCAAGGAGAUCAGACACUUGCACUGA
Molecule: messenger RNA, 3449 nt
Organism: Cryptomeria japonica (Japanese cedar)
Lineage: Eukaryota; Viridiplantae; Streptophyta; Pinopsida; Cupressales; Cupressaceae
Product: granule-bound starch synthase 2, chloroplastic/amyloplastic
Exons: 8
Coding region: 911-3274 (787 amino acids)
Molecular function (GO): alpha-1,4-glucan glucosyltransferase (UDP-glucose donor) activity
Source: RefSeq, a predicted model, not a curated record